Molecule: messenger RNA, 1625 nt
Organism: Pungitius pungitius (ninespine stickleback)
Lineage: Eukaryota; Metazoa; Chordata; Actinopteri; Perciformes; Gasterosteidae
Gene: get4
Product: guided entry of tail-anchored proteins factor 4
Exons: 9
Coding region: 105-1076 (323 amino acids)
Biological process (GO): protein insertion into ER membrane
Cellular component (GO): BAT3 complex; cytosol
Molecular function (GO): protein binding
Source: RefSeq, a predicted model, not a curated record
ACCGCAAAGACACCGGCUACGGCGCGCGAGGAGGGUCAUUCUUGUUCAGAGCUUUCCGGCUUCCCACUGAAAACACUUGGCUCGGGCGCUGCUGCGGAGCAACGAUGUCGGAGCAGGAGUCUCUGAGGUGCUCCAGUGCCAGGAACCGCGGAGGCGUUCAGCGGGUUGAGGGGAAACUAAGAGCCAGCGUGGAAAAGGGGGAUUAUUAUGAAGCGCAUCAGAUGUACAGGACUUUAUUUUUUAGGUACAUGUCCCAGGCAAAGCAUGCCGAGGCCCGCGAGCUGAUGCACAACGGGGCCCUGCUCUUCUUCAGCUACAACCAGCAAAACAGUGCAGCAGACCUGUCCAUGCUGGUCCUGGAGGUGUUGGAGAAAUCGGAGACAAAAGUUGAAGAUGAAAUAUUAGAAAGCCUGGCUAAACUGUUCAGCCGGAUGGACCAGAACUCUCCAGAGAGAGUCGCAUUUGUGUCCAGAGCCUUGAAAUGGUCCACAGGAGGGCCCGGCAAGUUGGGUCACCCAAAACUACACCAGCUGCUGGCGGUCACCUUGUGGAAAGAGCAAAACUACAGCGAGUCUCGUUAUCACUUCCUCCAUUCGUCCGAUGGGGAGGGCUGUGCACAGAUGCUGGUGGAGUAUUCGACGUCACGAGGCUUCCGCAGCGAGGUCGACAUGUUUGUGGCGCAGGCCGUCCUACAGUUCCUCUGCUUAAAGAACAAAAACGGCGCUUCUGUGGUGUUCAGCACGUACACGGAGAAGCACCCGUCCAUAGAGAAGGGCCCUCCCUUCGUCCAGCCUUUACUAAACUUUAUCUGGUUUCUGCUGCUGGCAGUGGAUGGGGGUAAACUAACAGUUUUCACAGUGUUGUGUGAGCAAUAUCAACCUUCCCUGAAGAGGGACCCCAUGUAUAAUGAGUAUCUCGACAGAAUAGGACAGGUUUUCUUCGGUGUCCCGCCCAAACAGUCGCCAUCAUACGGGGGACUGCUAGGGAACCUGCUGAACAGCCUGAUGGGCUCGGGCGAGGACGACGACACAGCUGAAGAGGCGCAGGAGGACAGCAGCCCCAUCGAGCUGGACUGAGCCUGAGAACAAACAAACAAACAAACAAACAAACAGACAGACAGACACGUACACACAACGAGGAAGACCACACCGCCUCCCCCCCCUCACCUCCACCAACAAGGGUUGGGCGAUGACACCGCUGCGUGUUUUCAGAUGAGUGCUGUUUCCAAAUUAAAAAAAAAAAAAAAAAAAAACCUCCCUCUUCCUAAAAUCUGGCUGCCAAAAACCUCCUUCUGGACUGACUGCGUCAAAUGGCGAACCCUUCUCACGCUGAGUUAUUGUUUUAUUUCAUUUGAGUCCUUCCUCUUGUUAGUGUGGGACUCUGUGCAGGGUGCAAUGAUUUUAUAACGAGCGGCAACAGACACCGGGAAGGUCGGAGUCUCCACCCAACCCCCCCCAUAAUGAUGAUGAUGAUGACGACGUCAUUAGGAGUCAGUUUAGUCGACUCGCUACUAGUAUUUAACUGUUUUGUUUUGCCUCACAGACCUUGAUCAGAAACGUGGUGUUGCUGCAGAUACUUUCUUGUUAAAAGGAUCCCUUUGAGUAGUAAAUUACGUUGUACCUGCA